AUGAAAGGCGAUACGACCACAAUGUUGUAUGCAGAGUUCGCCACCACGCUGGACAGGGAUACUGCCGUGGCUCUGAUCAAAAGGCGGGCCCAUCGUGACCAUGUUUCACUCAGGGCCCCGGCGGUCCUCAACCUUCACUUCGCCGCUGCCCCCGUCGACGGGCUGACCGACGACAACGAGGGCCCCGACAUCGAGGCACAGUCGGCCAGGACAGGUCUGGGUGUCGGGGUGUCCGGGUGCCCGGGUGCCCGGACGCCCGGGUGUUGGGGCGUCCGGGUGCCCGGGUGCCCGGGUGCCGCCUGGGUGUCCGGGCGUCCGGGCGUCCGGGUGCCCGGGUGUCCGGGUGCCCGGGUGCCCGGGUGCCCGGGUGCGUGGGUGUCCGGGCGUCCGGGCGUCCGGGCGUCCGGGCGUCCGCGCGUCCGGGCGUCCGGGUGCCCCGGCGUCCGG
Molecule: messenger RNA, 447 nt
Organism: Prorocentrum cordatum
Lineage: Eukaryota; Dinophyceae; Prorocentrales; Prorocentraceae
Source: the annotation of a GenBank genome assembly